Cervus elaphus (red deer) is the source of this 3629-nucleotide messenger RNA. It is a transcript of the gene CAPN12, whose product is annotated as calpain 12. Bases 12 to 2177 code for a protein of 721 amino acids. Gene Ontology annotation, molecular function: calcium-dependent cysteine-type endopeptidase activity; calcium ion binding. The record is from RefSeq and is a predicted model, not a curated record. The transcript has 21 exons. Gene Ontology annotation, biological process: proteolysis. Gene Ontology annotation, cellular component: cytoplasm. NCBI's taxonomy places the organism in Eukaryota, Metazoa, Chordata, Mammalia, Artiodactyla, Cervidae.
ACAGUGUCCGGAUGGCGUGUGGCAGCAGGAGAGUCACCAUCCAGUUGGUUAACGAGGAGACAGGGCCUGAAACCAAGGGCCCAAAGCUCUUUCGGGGCCAGAACUUCAAAGCAAUCCGAGCAGCCUGCCUGGAUGAGGGGAUCCUGUUCCGAGAUCCCUACUUCCCUGCUGGCCCUGAUGCCCUUGGCUACGACCAGCUGGGACCCCACUCGGAGAAGGCCAAAGGGGUGGAAUGGAAGAGGCCCCAUGAGUUUUGCACUGAGCCCCAGUUCAUCUGUGAGGACAUGAGUCGAACAGACGUGUGUCAGGGGAGACUGGGUAACUGCUGGUUUCUUGCGGCCGCUGCCUCCCUCACUCUGUACCCCCGACUCCUGUCCCGAGUGGUCCCCCCGGGACAGGGCUUCCAACAUGGCUACGCAGGUGUCUUCCACUUCCAGCUCUGGCAGUUUGGCCGCUGGGUGGACGUCGUGGUGGACGACAGGCUGCCUGUGUGCGAGGGGAAGCUGAUGUUCGUGCGCUCCGAUCAGCGGAACGAGUUCUGGGCUCCACUCCUGGAAAAGGCCUAUGCUAAGCUCCAUGGCUCCUAUGAGGUGAUGCGAGGCGGCCACAUGAAUGAGGCUUUUGUGGACUUCACAGGGGGCGUAGGUGAGGUGCUUUACCUGAAGAAGGACACUCCAAACCCUCCGGGCCUCUUCUCCAUCCUGCGCCAUGCCCUGGCCAAGGAGUCCCUCGUGGGGGCCACUGCCCUGAGUGAUCGGGGUGAGUACCGGACAGAAGACGGGCUGGUGAAGGGACAUGCAUAUUCAGUCACGGGCACACACAAGGUGUCACUGGGCUUCACCAAGGUGCGGCUGCUGCGGCUGCGGAACCCAUGGGGCCGAGUGGAGUGGAAUGGGGCCUGGAGCGACAGCUGCCCACGCUGGGAUGCGCUCCCUACAGAGUGGCGAGAUGCCUUGCUGGUGAAAAAGGAGGAUGGCGAGUUCUGGAUGGAGCUGCUAGACUUCUUCCGCCACUUCGACACCGUCCAGAUCUGCUCGCUGAGCCCUGAGGUGCUGGGCCCCAGCCCGGCUGGAGGCGGCUGGCACAUCCACACUUUCCAAGGCCGUUGGGUGCGCGGCUUCAACUCUGGUGGGAGCCAGCCUGGUGCCGAAACCUUCUGGACUAACCCCCAGUUCCGGCUGACGCUGCUGGAGCCUGAUGAAGAGGAUGAGGAAGAGGAUGGGUCCUUGUGGUGCUGGGGGGCAGCAGGGGCACGGGGCCCCGCACGGGGUGCUCGCACCCCCAAAUGCACUGUUCUCCUGUCACUCAUCCAGCGCAACCAGCGGCGCCUGAGGGCCCGGGGCCUCAAAUACCUGACCGUGGGAUUCCAUGUGUUCCAGAUCCCAGAGGAGCUACUGGGCCUGUGGGACUCACCGCGGAGUCGCGCGCACUUGUCGGGCCUGCUGCGCGCCGACCGCUCGCCAUUCUGCGCCCGCCGCGACGUGAGCCGCCGCUGCCGCCUGCGCCCGGGCCACUACCUGGUGGUGCCCAGCGCCGCCCGUGCGGGCGAUGAGGCCGACUUCACGCUGCGCGUGUUCUCUGAGCGUCGCCACACUGCCAUGGAGGUAGAUGAUGUGAUCAGCGCCGACCUGCAUGCCCUUAUGGUCCCCUACAUUCCCCUGGAGCUGGAGUUGCAGCAGCUUUUUCAGGAGCUGGCAGGAGAGGAGGAAGAACUUGGCGCCCCUCAGCUCCAGGUCUUGUUAAGCAUCGCCCUGGAGCCUGCCAGGGCCCAUGCCCAGACCCCCAGAGAAAUCGGGCUCAGGACCUGUGAGCAGCUGCUGCAGUGUUUUGGGCAUGGGGGAAGCCUGGACUUGUACCACUUCCAGCAGCUCUGGGGCCACCUCCUGGAGUGGCAGGCCACAUUCGAUAAGUUCGACGAGGACGCCUCUGGAACCAUGAAUUCCUAUGAGCUGAGGCUGGCGCUGAAUGCAGCGGGCUUCCACCUCAACAACCAGCUGACCCAGGCCCUCACGAGCCGCUACCGUGACAGCCGCCUGCGUGUGGACUUUGAGCGCUUCGUGUCCUGCAUGGCCCAGCUUAUCUGCAUCUUCCGCCACUGCAGCCAGCACCUGGAUGGGGGUGAGGGGGUCGUCUGCCUGACCCACAGACAGUGGAUGCAGGUGGCCACCUUCUCCUAGAUCUUGGCCCAGGAGCCCUGCCUCUCCCCCUCGCAGCCCAGGCCAUGGGGAGGGGGCAGCUGCUCUGACAGUGGGCCGUGGUUCCCAGCGCGGCCUUGGGAGCCGGCCUGCCAGGAGCAGAUUUCAGACGACACCGGGCAAGUCCCCGCACCUCUCUGCUUUGUCCUCGGGCAGGGUCACACGCCUGUCCUGUGCGGGCUGCAGGAGUUUGCCCACGUCACACGCUGAGAACAGUGGCUGGCCCAGAGUGGGUCCCCACUGGCACCCCUGUGCUCACACACUCACGGGAACGGGGACUGGGGCGUGCCCAAGCCCCCACUUCACUCUGGGAAGGGGUGCUCCAUCAUCACUCUCAGAAGAAGUGCAGAACAGGGAUAGAAAAACAGAGGACACUGUAGGAAUCCUUAAAAAUAUUACAUGUUUUAUUAUCCUGUCCCCAGAAGGGAGGUUUAUCCAGAAACCGAGAAAAAACAAAAUCAAGAAUAAACUCAAAAAAAUAAGGGUGGGGGGGUGGGUAGGGAAGGGAGAGCAAAACCAUCCACUAACAGGCAGCUAGGCCAGCAGCCCACCCUCCACCUCAGGAGGGUCCCCAGAGACCCAUGCCCGACGGCAGACAUCAGAGAGAAAUCGGUGAGGGGCUGGGGGAGGGGAGCCAAUCAGCUAUGUCUUCAUUAUUGAGAGCAAGAGGCGGCGAAGAUAUGUUGCUAGGUGAAUAUAUAUUUAUAUAAUAAAUCCGUAAGUUAAUAAAGUAAAUAGUAAUUCUCUGAAAGGUUGAUUUUUUUUGUUUUUUUUUGUGUGUGUGAAUUUUUCUGUGUGUGUGUGGGGGGAGUGGGGGAGUUUUGGGGAAGGGGGCUGGUCCUUAGAAAAUUUGAAGAGAUACACAGGUCCAGACAAAGCAAAGUGGGGGGUUGGCUGGGGGUGAGGGCUGGAGGCUGGUCUGCCUGGCCCCUCUCCUAUCGCAGAAGAGAGGGGGACUGAAGCCCCUCAUGUUCUGGUGACGCCAAGUUGGAGGGGAGGCGAGACGGAGCAGGCAGGUCCUCUUUCCUGCCGGGCGGCCUGGGCACCCUCUGCAGGGCCCAUCGCAGGCUCGGCGGUUCCUGGACAAGGCACGUCGGGCUUUGGCCUGGAUGUGGGAGGCCUUGAAGGGACCUCGGGGGAGGAGGGGUGGGGGUGGGGUGGGGGUGCCGUUUCUAGGGCUUGGAGGGGGCCUGUUUUGCUGAGGAUCCACUGUUCCCUCCACAGUUAAAAAAAAAAAAAAAAAACCCAAAACGAAACAACACAUCAUAUAUAUUUACCAGACCAGAAGCGCUGACCCCGUAAGCCUCCCGGCCCCCAUCCAGGGGGAGGGAGAGCCGUGCGGCCGGCCGACCAGAGAGAGAGGAGAGAGCCUGCCCCAGCCCCUCCCUGCCCACCCGCCCCCCAGCAAGACCGACAGAGAGUGCUUUGCAUAGA